Molecule: messenger RNA, 506 nt
Organism: Phaethon lepturus (White-tailed tropicbird)
Lineage: Eukaryota; Metazoa; Chordata; Aves; Phaethontiformes; Phaethontidae
Gene: PIM1
Product: Pim-1 proto-oncogene, serine/threonine kinase
Exons: 4
Biological process (GO): protein autophosphorylation
Cellular component (GO): cytoplasm
Molecular function (GO): protein serine/threonine kinase activity; ATP binding
Source: RefSeq, a predicted model, not a curated record
GGACGCGGGUGUACAGCCCGCCGGAGUGGAUCCGCUACCACCGCUACCAUGGCCGUUCGGCAACGAUCUGGUCCCUGGGUGUGCUGCUCUAUGACAUGGUCUGCGGGGAUGUCCCCUUCGAACAGGAUGAUGACAUCGUCCAGGGUCAGCUCUUCUUCCGACGGCGGGUCUCUCUAGAGUGCCAGGAUCUCAUCCGGUGGUGCUUGUCCAUGCGCCCCUCGGACAGGCCAUCUUUGGAAGACAUUUUCAACCAUUCUUGGCUGCAAGACAUUCACCUGCCCCAGGAGGCGGCGGAGAUCCACCUGCACAGUUUGAUCCAAGAGCCUAACAAGCUUGUGCUGCAGGAGGGGAACGGUGCCAUCGUGUUCACCUGGCAAGAUGCCACUGCCCGGAAUCGAAAGCUGGCAGAGAUCCUGGGCUCACUGCUGGAGAUCCUGGGCUCGCUGCCACGGACUUGGGCUCGCUCUGCCCCCCGAAACAUCUCCCUGUACCUCGAAAACAGCUGA